Messenger RNA from Colletotrichum spaethianum, 621 nucleotides. RefSeq lists its product as uncharacterized. Bases 1 to 621 code for a protein of 206 amino acids. The transcript is spliced from 3 exons. NCBI's taxonomy places the organism in Eukaryota, Fungi, Ascomycota, Sordariomycetes, Glomerellales, Glomerellaceae. The record is from RefSeq and is a predicted model, not a curated record.
AUGCCUGCCAUGGACACUAAACUUGCGAACAUGCGCUUGUUCGACAACCGCCAUCUACUCAAGGUGCAAAUCUUUCAGAUCAUCGUCAUUCACAUCGUGAUGGGUCUUUCCGGUGCCAGACUAUUCCUCCGAGCCAAAGGCGGACCGGUGACCCGAAACAACACUAUGUCUCUGGCUAUUGCCGCCAAGUCAAUGGUCUUCUUGGUAUACGAACUUAGCACCCAGCACUUUUCCAAGUUUCGCAGGUUUGCCAGUCUGAAGACAAACAUGAUCCUCAACUGUCUCGAGCCCCUAUUCUGGGGCGCUGUCGCCUUCUUGUCUAUCCAGGGAAACAUCCAACGAUGUGUGGGCGUUAGCUGCACCCUGAGCUGGGUGAUUGUCGGCGCUGCCAUCUUCCUCAAAGCUUCGCACAACAGUCUCAUCGCUGCUUAUGUCGCCGUUAUAUCAUACACCGAUUUUCGCUUCAUGCGCCGUACCGGCACGACCCGCGGCGCCUCUGUCGAUCGCAAAGCCCCACGAGCUACGGAGGAGAUAGUUUCAGCCGGGUCUGUUGAGGAGCAGGAGCUAGCGCCUCCGGUGAGAAAGACAGAGCGUACGAGCAGAGAACAAUGGACUCAUUAA